CCCCUUACUUUAUUUCCCAAACAACAAUUUACCCUUCAAAUUGCACCUCUUUUAAAUUUGCUCCCCCCUAUAACUUACCUCUCAAUUUGCACCCUCCUCAAAUUUGCACCCCCCUUGUUGCCAAACAGAGCGUUCAUCUUCUUCCUUGACUCUCACCCUCUCCGCCUGUCCCAUUUUCAGUCCUCCCUUCCCCUGCUUCUUUUCACCCUCCCCUCACCAUUCUUCUCACCCUCCCCUCACCUCCGCCGCCAACCAAUUACUUUCACCUCCGUUCUUGCAAACCCUCCAACCACGUAACCCUUCUUCUCCCACACCCAUGGGUCUUGCUGUAGAUAUGUGGUGGUUAUGGAUUCAGAUCUAAAAGUGAAGGAGAGAAGGGCGAAGGCAAGAAGAAGCCUGCAUCUGCUCCGACGGCUGCGGCCGGCGAGGGAGAGGAGAAGGACGACGACCGGAAAUGUUGUCUUCAUCUACAAGAUGACAUGCAUCGCCUUUCUCCACUCCUCUUCUGCUCUACGACACCAUCGCUACACCUCCCUUCACCAAUCGUCGCAUCCGUCUUCAGAGGCAUCUCCCAGCAUCAUCUUCCUAUGGUCAUCUGAGUCGUCGUCGCCAUCGGCUUCCUGGGCACCAUCGUCGUCCCAAUCGCCAACAUCACCCAUCGAAUCGACGGCAGUCGAGCCACCAUCGAGAUUUGAUUGGCCAUCGACACUGUCGCCCAAUCUCUAUCACUGCCGCCAACAAGAAAGGGAAAGGUCGAACGGAGAAGUGGGGUUCGCAGCUUAGAUGGAGACAUGGAGUUUUGAGCGAAGGAGAAGAAGAGGAAUCGUGAGAAGAAGAGGAAUCGUUUGUGAAUUGUGAUGGAAAGUUGGGGGUGCUAUUUUUAUUUUUUUAUUUUUAUGGGGAUGGGGUUCUGUUUGGGAAUUGGAAAGAAGUAGUAAAGGAAACCCAAAAGGCAAAAGGUAGAUUUAAUAAUGUAUGACCGGCUAACCGGAUUUCUAACCGAUAACCGGUUGUUCGGUUAGCCGGUUAACCGGUUUAAUUUCGGUACGGUAUUCGACAGUGAUUUGGAGGAAAACGGUAUACCGAUAACCGGUAAGUCGGUAACCGGUUAACCGGUAACCGACCGAUUACCACCCCUAGACACAUAUUUGCCUUUUUUUCACUAAAGCACAUAUUUGCUUGAUUUUCAUUUCUUUUGUCAUUUUUUCUUUCAUUUGGAAUGGACACAUCAUACAUAUUUCUCUUUUUCUUUUAAUCACAUAUAUCACAUAUAUGAGAACCAUUUAGUAACUUUUUUUUAUUUUAUCUUCUUGUUUGCUAUCCUAAAAUCUACAUCUUUGUCUAUAUUUGAUUUUGUCGCUGAUUCAUCUCUUUUUCGAUUAAGUUCAAAUAUAAAGACAACAGGAAAUUUUCUUAUUCUCCAUGGAAAACAUAAGUGUCAUUUGACCAACGACACAAGAUGCUACGUACUUCCUUCAUUUUCCUCUCAUUUCAUUAAAUUUUUAUGACUUUCUUUUUAUAUCCUUUUAUUUUUUGUGACAAAAAUAAUUUCAGUGUUCGUAUUUGGUUUUGCCCCUUUAUUUGUCUCUUAAACGAUUUGCUAGAUCCGAGUACACCCGAAAGGUGGGAGAACGGAGUCACGAUAGUAGUACUCAUUGAGGAACUAGAGAAUCACACUAAUAAAGUCUCAACAAUUCAAAUCAAGUUCCACAACCAAAAAGGAUUUCAAGCUUACUUUUUUGUUUGUUGUUCCCCAAUCUAUACCUAUUCAUUGGUCAUCAAGUUCAUUUUUAUUGUUUGCUUAAAUUUAUUUUAAAAUGAGAUUUCUCAAUCUUAUUCAGUUGCUUAGAUGUUCCUAUUCCUGGAAUCUCUUAACAUGAUUGAUUUUAUUGUCAAUGACUCUUUUUCAUCAAAUGAGAGUUAGGCCUGUAGUUUUUUGAAGUUGUGUUCCUUAAGUAUUAGUUUAUUACCUCUUACAAUCACAUGUAACCUUUCACAUCGCUCGCUUGAUGCGAAACGCAGUGAGCGGGCUUCUCUAGUUGUUCAUAAAAAUAGGAGAAAAGGAUAUAUAUAUAUAUAUAUAUAUAUAUAUAUAUAUAGAGAGAGAGAGAGAGAGAGAGAGAGAGAGAGAACAAGAGAUAGAUAAAUCUGAAAAAUAUAUUUUCAGGGGACAUGCCCAGCCAUAUUAGUCUCAACUCCUUUAAGGAUUCCGGAGCAAGAGCAGUGGUCAGCGUUGCAGUUAGCAAUAAGGGUGUCAUCGGCGCAAGUGUAGACUUCAAGACAAUGUGCAGUUGUUUUGCACGGCCAAACAGUGUCGGCGUCCUCCACGACCGGCGGUGGCCACAAUAGCAUCAUGCCUGAAAAUAAAAGCCACGUACGUCGUAAUUAAAGUUUUUUUGUACAUCACAUCCACAAACUGACUAAUUUAUUAAAAUUUUUAACAAGAAAGGUAUAUGCAUAUUGCCAGAAGAAAAAAAAAAGUUGAAAUUUUUUUGAGCAAAGGAAUCGCUGGAAAUUAAGGAGACAUAGAGGUAGGAAAGAAAGGGUGGAGAGCAAAGGGAAAUGAAGACUUUUUAUCUAU
Molecule: messenger RNA, 2581 nt
Organism: Linum trigynum
Lineage: Eukaryota; Viridiplantae; Streptophyta; Magnoliopsida; Malpighiales; Linaceae
Source: the annotation of a GenBank genome assembly